Messenger RNA from Tribolium madens (black flour beetle), 1636 nucleotides. RefSeq names its product NF-kappa-B inhibitor cactus (gene cact). Gene Ontology annotation, molecular function: protein binding. The coding region runs from base 108 to 1238 and encodes 376 amino acids. Lineage: Eukaryota; Metazoa; Arthropoda; Insecta; Coleoptera; Tenebrionidae. The transcript is spliced from 4 exons. The record is from RefSeq and is a predicted model, not a curated record.
CGCACCUUCUGUCAUUCCAGUCCAGACUACGGAGAGAAAUGUUCCGGGAAUUUGUGAACUUUGUGUUUGUAUUUAAACGUGGGGUUUUGUGACAUAUUUGCUCCCAAAUGUCGCGAGUGGAUUUAUUCAGGACGAUCUUCCAACAACAUUUAAAAGUUCCAGAUGACGCUGUGAGUGAAGAAAAGUGCACCGUUUAUGAGUCGUCGACCAUCGACAGCGGCUUCAUUUCCGGUGAACUCCGGUCCGAAGAGAAAAUCACAGAGGAACUACAAGUCGAGGAACCACCACAAGAAAACUACAUGCGUCUGGACAGUGGGGUUGAUUUGUCUGAGAGUUUUUCCGGACUCCAUAUCAAAAAUCCGGACUGGAACGAUCUCUCCUGCGCCAAGAGCAAAAUCGCGGAACCACCUGUUGAAACAACUGCCAAAGACGACCUCUGGAAAGAGUAUUUCCAACAGGAUGAGGAUGGCGAUACGUUCCUCCACUUGGCUAUUGCUGAAGGCUUCGUCGAGGCAGUUUUAGCCUUGAUCAGGAAGGCUCCGCACCCUUUGUUCCUUGACACCCCCAAUGACAACGCCCAAACACCAAUCCAUCUCGCCGCCGCCAAACAGAACUGGAGGAUAGUCCGAUGGUUGGUGGUGGCGGGGGCCAAACCAUGUCCUAGAAACAUUCGAGGUGAUUCACCCUUACACAUAGCGGCCAGAAAUGGUGAUUUGCGGUGUUGUAAAGCCAUCACCGAUCCGGUACAAGAACAAGAAAGGAUAGCUUUAGGAUUAAAUUACCCCAAACAACCCUACCAUGAGAUCAAUCUCGACCAAUGGAAUUACGAAGGCCAGACCUGCGUGCACGUGGCCGCCAUCGAAGGCCACAUCGACGUUCUGCGCCACCUGGUGUGGUACGGCGCCGACAUCAACGCCCGAGAAGGUCGCCAGGGUUACACCGCCCUCCACUACUCGAUCGUACGGGGCGAUGAACGUCUGGCGCACUUUUUACUCUCCGAAUGCACGAAACUGAACGCCGACGCCGUCACCUACGGCGGCAACAGCGCCCUCCAGCUGGGCUUCCCGGUGCCGGCGACCAUCGCCGACGCUUUGAGGUCACGAGGAGUGCCGUCGCCCUUCUCCACCGACGACGAAUACAUCGACAGCGACAGCGAAUCCGAAUUGACCGCCGCCGCAGCGGCUUCGGCUUACGAAAAUUCAAUCUUCGUCCGGAAUUUGGUCGACGCCAGCGCUUAGAAAUCCGCGACGGAGACGAGGAGAACUAAAUCGAGCCUUCGGAGCGCGAAGCGAAGGAGGAAUCAGUUGCCAAAUAUUAGAUACUAACUGUGAUCGAUUUCGGUCCACAUGAAUGUGUUUUAGGGGAAGAAAUCGCACCGGAUUUAUUUUUUUAAUUUAUGAUUUUGUAUAUAGUGCAAUGGUACGAUUUCUUGCUCCACUAGGAGAAAUGUUCGAGACUCGUGACGAAUUAUGGAAUUUCUUUUGUGUUCUCGUGUAAAUUAUUAUUUCACAAUUGUACUUUUUUUGUUGUUGAAAUAUCAUUUUUGUACAUAGGCCACUAUUAGCGUUAACUCGAUUAUUUUUAGUUUACAUUUAGUCCUCUUCAAAAAAAAAAAAAACGACAAAUAUAAUAUAAA